Monomorium pharaonis (pharaoh ant) is the source of this 4891-nucleotide messenger RNA. Its product is annotated as protein gooseberry. Gene Ontology annotation, molecular function: RNA polymerase II cis-regulatory region sequence-specific DNA binding; DNA-binding transcription factor activity, RNA polymerase II-specific. Gene Ontology annotation, biological process: regulation of transcription by RNA polymerase II; anatomical structure development. Lineage: Eukaryota; Metazoa; Arthropoda; Insecta; Hymenoptera; Formicidae. The record is from RefSeq and is a predicted model, not a curated record. The coding region runs from base 27 to 1241 and encodes 404 amino acids. The transcript has 6 exons.
UCCUUCCUGGAAACAGGAACAGCUAGAUGGCAGUCAGCACUAUCAACAUGGCACCUUAUUUUACUGGCUAUCCUUUUCAAGGACAGGGUCGCGUGAACCAGCUGGGCGGUGUGUUCAUCAACGGCCGUCCAUUACCGAAUCAUAUCCGUUUGAAGAUCGUCGAGAUGGCAGCGGCCGGCGUCAGGCCGUGCGUCAUAUCGAGACAGCUCAGGGUCUCGCACGGCUGCGUCUCGAAGAUCCUGAAUCGGUAUCAGGAAACGGGAUCGAUCAGGCCCGGCGUGAUCGGCGGCAGCAAGCCGCGAGUCGCCACGCCGGAGGUCGAGGCGAGGAUCGAGGAUCUCAGGCGGCAGAACCCGGGGAUCUUCAGCUGGGAGAUACGAGAGAAAUUGAUAAAGCAGGACGGAGUCUGCGACAAAGCCUCGGCACCUUCCGUGUCCAGUAUCACCAGACUUCUACGUGGACCGGCCAAUCAGACGCGUCCCGGCGAUGAUCUACGUAGAAAUCACUCUAUCGACGGUAUUCUGGCUGGAAGCAGCGGCGACGACUCCGAGACGGAAAGCGAACCCGGCAUCGCGCUAAAGAGGAAACAACGCAGAAGUAGAACUACGUUCACCGGUGAACAACUGGAGCAACUGGAGGCAGCUUUUCAUCGGACGCAAUAUCCUGAUGUGUACACUAGAGAGGAACUCGCACAGAAAACGAAGCUAACGGAGGCGCGGGUGCAGGUCUGGUUCAGCAACAGGCGUGCCAGGCUUCGCAAACAGCUGAACAGCCAACAACUGAACGCCUUCAACAUGAGUCUACCUUUCCAAACCCAACACUACGGCAACGGUGCUGAGAGCUAUCAGAGCUACGGGCAGGCGAGCGUUGCUGCCGCCGCAGCAACCACCGCCGGCUAUUCUCAGCACUAUAACUACGGGGAGAACUACUACGCGGCGCAGCAGCAAUGGCCGCGGGCGACUCCGGACAACUAUGGAUUGUUCAACGCUUCCCAUUACGGCAGCAGUAAUCUUGCCUCCAAUUUGACUUCCACUAAUCUCAACUUGGGCAGUCUGGGGGGUAGCGUCAGUCCGACCGGAUCCAACAUGAGCGCCUGCAUGGUGCAAGGCGCAUCUUCUUCCGGAGUGCCAGUUUCAACAGGGAUGGCGCCCCACGUGACUCCGCACAGCCCUAGCGAGGCGAAGAGUGGAUAUCCGUACUUAGGUGGCAUCGAUUCUCAGGUUUGCGGAAGAAUUCACUGAAUUUAAUUACGAGAAACGAUCGACUCGUUACUGUUAUAUUUAUUCUGUUUGUUAUUCUUUAUCCUUCUUUUUCUUUUUGGAGGCUGGAUUGAUAAAAAUAUUCGCACGCGUUUUUUAAAAUGAAGUCGACGAAGUGUACUCUAUAAAUUACGCUUCUCUUAGCUUUUAAAUAAUUAUGUUAUAUAAUGUAAAAUGUUAAAUAAUUACUUGCGUUAUUGAACGUUGUUACUUUCAUUAGAAAUUCCAAAAAUAUUCUUUUGAACGACUUUAUAGCAAUAUCAUUUCCAGAAUAACUUUCGAUUGAAGUAAAUGUAAAAAGUGUUAUAUAAUUCUUGAAAGAAGGGUAUUACUAAAAAAUCCGUUUUUGCUGUGCUGGAAAAAAAAGUAAAAUACAUAUCAUUUCUUAGUUUUUUAACGGAACAAUUCGAUGGUGGUAGUCAAAAUAUCAUAUGACAAGAAUACAUAAAACCAUUUUGAGUUUAAAUCGCAGUCGUUAGCUCUUAACUAAUGUUCCGCCAGUAAGCAAUGGCUCUCCUGUCUAAAAUUGCCAGAAAUUAAUCACUAUACUAUUCAAUUGUUUAAAUUGUAAAAAAAGGAAUAAAAUCUGACAUUUUUUUCUCUGAUUUGAACUCAAUUUUUUAUGUUUCUUAUAUGAUAAGACUAGCGCGAUACCAAUCAUCAACGUCGCUUAUAUUAAAACUUAAUACUAUUUCACUAUAUGCCAAUACCAUCCUAAUUAAUGAUAUAGAACCAAUGACUUUCAGCUGUUAUUAUAUUUAUUAUUAUGCUACUUAAAGCUCUUGCUAUAUUAUCGCAGUUUAUAUCGAAUAACAUUAAAACUAAGAAAAAAAGUAAUUUUUUCUUAUGACAUCUCAAAAUAAAAUAAUUUUUUGUACGUUACCACACGUACUUAGUAAAUAAGUCUAUAAAAUAUGCUUUCUAUUUUCUGUAACAAAAUAGUUGUACGAUUCAAUUAUUUGUGAUAAAAGUCCAUUUUUAUUAAAAAUAAAUCAAUAUUUAUAUAUUUAUGAAUUAUAUUUAUAUUUAUACAAAUUAUAUUUAUUAGUAAAAAAGUUAUAUUUAUUAAUGUGUACGUGUGCGCGCAUGAAACACGCCAAGAGAGAAGUAAAUAUAAUAUUACAUAUAUUAUUUUACCACUUUUGAACUUGUUACAAUAUAUAAUGCAAGAAGAUUUAUAUUUUUUCACUUUUUUGAAUUAUAAUUUAAUAUAGUUGUAAUGAUAAAUCCAGUAUUCCAAUUAAUGAUUGAAUAAAUGAAAACGCGCAUUUUAAAUAUUUGAAGAAUGCUUUAAAUUAAUUUUUCUCCUUCUUCCAUCUUGUCCAAUUGAUUGAAUGUAUCUUUUACUAUUAGAAAAAUUAAAUUUUUUUGUGUAUGCUUAUACAUGAAGAACAGUGAUAACAAUUAAUACAGUUAUAAUAAUUAAUAUAAUAAUAAUAUUAGUAUUUCAAAAUAUUGUUGAUAAUUAUCUUAAAAAACCAGCCAAUGUAAAGCCAAUACACGUUUGAUGUCUAUGUACUAUAUGUACUAUAAAAUAAUAUUGCUAAAUAAUACAGGAUUAACAAAACUGCCAGUACUGUGUCACUAUCAUUUGAUAACUGAUCAAUCUCGAACCGUACUUCUGACGUUAGUAAAUUUUUCCUGAGUUUCGUUAUCUUAUUACUCGUCUUAAAAGCUGUAAGAAAUGAUGUCUACUUUAUUGUCUUCCGGUACAACAAAAAUACAAGCCUUUUCGUAGCACCCUUCUUUGGAGAGAAUUUUUUUUUCUAUUUAUAAAUAUGAAAUUGGUAAUUUAAGACACAAAGCGAUUGUAAAUAUCCCGUAACCGCUUUAUAGAUGGUACGUAUAAGCUUUUCCACGGCGAAGUUAUUGCAUAUUUAUGAUAGAGUUAAACUCACGUUUAAGUCGUACGUAGGUAAACCGUUCACCGACUUCUGAGAAGUGUCGUAAUUACAAAGAUUUACUCGUUAGAGUAAUUAGCACUUGGCAGUUGUACAACAACGACGCCUUGGAUGCUUUACCGCCUUAUAGAAUUGCCUUGUAUAGUAAUACAAUAAUAUAAUACAAAUGUGCAUCUAUAUAUAGAUAUAUUCAUUGAAUGAUUCGUGUAUAUUUUACGGAUAAAAUUAUAUAUAUAUUUACAUGCGUAGAUUCACUAAAGAAAAAAAUAUUUGUUAAAACAACUAAGAACUUUCACUGAUUCAGCAGAUUUAUACAAACUAGCCAGUUUUCUAUGUUAAAAUAACAAAAUUUAUAGUUAAACAAAAAUUAGCAAUUAUAAUUAAUUAGCAAUUAUAAUUUCUUAAAAUAAGACCACGAAUUUGUUAAUACAGCGAUAAUCCUUUGCAGGAAAAUCAAUCGAACAUGUAGAAAUUUUAAACAAACCAUACAAUUAAGAUAAUGCAUAUUUUUGUUGUUGUAAUGAAGAAAAUUUAUCACGUUAGCAAAUUUUAUUGUAACAAGCAAUUAAUUGUUGUAACAAUUUAUUCAAUUUCUAGACGUAUCUUCUUUAUUGAAUUAUCAAAUCUUAGUUAUAGAUAUCAAACUUGCGCAGCAAGCUAUAGCUUUGCUGAAUCACCCAAUUAAUUUUUGUCCGUGUCGUAUUGAGUCGUAGAAAAAUUAUCAAUAAAAAUAUUUUUAUCCUCACACAAUCGACGUUGUGACCUUACCCCACGAGUUAUCCGAUUGACCAGUUCGAUUAGUGUAUAAAUCGCACUUAAUAUGCCGUUAACAGUUAUGCCACUUGUGUAAUGCAACAUUAUAUAAAUAAAUGGACUAUGCGGAAAAUUCGUCAUGCUCUUCUGCCAACAUUUCAUCAAUUCUAUUUACUUGUAAGGUAAGUGCAUAUUUAACUCAAUAUCGAGUAAUAUUGAAAAUUGAUGGGCGUAUAAUCGAUUAGCAGAUUUAUUGACUGCUGAAACUUAUUACAUAUCUUAUGGAAAACAAUGUUCCGACUUCUUUCACCGCACAUCUCGCAAAGCAAUAUCUAAAGAGACCGGAGCCGAUUUAAAGGGCGAUGCGUGCAUAAUUCGCGAUCGGUCCCGAAUCGUCAGGCCUGUCUCCCGGUUUUCAGCCGCCCCCGCGAACUCGUCGUUGAUCACGGGCCCGUCGUCAGGAGACAGUGUACGACCGGCGGGGGGUUUGGCAAGCCCCGAAGAGCCGACAAUCGGGCGCGCAGUGACAACGAGCAAUCAGCCUGCCGUAUAUCUACGGGUCCUGUCGCCACGCAUUUGUGCCCCAUUGUGUUGACCAAGUAGGUGGUCGGUUACCUUCCCUCUUCCUCUCUCUUUCUCUCUUUCCCUCGUACUGCCUGGUCUCCAGGAUCUUGUGCGGCACAAAAGUAAUACCGCGCAUUUCGCCCUUACUCUCUAACUUUAACCCUUCGUAUCUCAUUGAGCGAGCAUGUUUACGGAUAUGUGUCAUAAAUGGUGGUACUUUAGUACGACGCCUAGCUUAUUCAGUGAAACGUUUGUAUCACUGAAUUCGCGUCACUUCAUGUUUACAUUUAUCAUAACGAUAAUAUCGGUAACAAACACUAUUUUUGGCAAAUUUGAGUUAUACAUUAAAAUCAUUCCUUAAAUGUACAGUUUGAAAGGAAAAAGAAAAUAGAGGGAAAAAAUUAUAUUUAAUGU